Molecule: messenger RNA, 781 nt
Organism: Ixodes scapularis (black-legged tick)
Lineage: Eukaryota; Metazoa; Arthropoda; Arachnida; Ixodida; Ixodidae
Product: esterase OVCA2
Exons: 8
Coding region: 49-762 (237 amino acids)
Biological process (GO): response to retinoic acid
Cellular component (GO): cytoplasm; nucleus
Source: RefSeq, a predicted model, not a curated record
CGACAGGCGCGCCACACAUCAGCUGCGGAUGCACACGUGCACACCGCAAUGGCGGAAUCUCCGAAGCUUCGGGUUCUGUGUCUGCAUGGUUAUAGACAGGAUGGCCAGUCAUUCAAGAGCAAACUUGGUGGUUUUCGAAAGGUCACAAAGUCUGUGUUAGAUCCUGUUUUUAUAGACGCACCUCAUGUGAUACCGGAGUCGAGCAAUGCUGGAGGUAGCAUUGCGGAGCCAAAUGUCCCCGGUGGCCGUGGAUGGUGGUUCUCCAGCUCACAGAAGUCUUUUAAUGCCCAAGAGCAUACAGAUGUAUGUGUAGGAUUCAGCGAUUCUGUCAAGGCUGUCGAGAAGGCUUGUUGUUCCCUGGGGCCAUUUGAUGGUAUCCUGGGCUUCAGUCAAGGUGCAGCAAUGGCUGCCUUGGUUUUGUGUCUGCAGUCUCUGGGGAAAUCAACGACCAACUUCAAUUUUGGUGUUCUCAUUGCCGGCUUCAAGAGCCGGUCCACGCUACACGAUGUUCUCUACAUGGAUGGAUUGGUGAAAGUCCCAACCCUCCACAUAAUUGGAGACACCGACGCCGUCAUACCAAAGCCGCAGGCCAUGGAGAUUGUGCCCUUCUUCGAGUCGCCCCAGGUGGUGUGCCACCCUGGCGGCCACUUCAUUCCGACGGGGGGUUCUUGCAAGACUGACUACCUGGCUUUCCUCAGGGAGAUGUUGCAGGUGUGCGGCCAAUGUCAGUUCAUGGAAAACAACGAAGAGCCUCUAGAAUAAUAAACUUUUUAAAUUUUUG